This is a messenger RNA of Mya arenaria, 2496 nucleotides long. RefSeq lists its product as uncharacterized. The record is from RefSeq and is a predicted model, not a curated record. NCBI's taxonomy places the organism in Eukaryota, Metazoa, Mollusca, Bivalvia, Myida, Myidae. The transcript has 4 exons. The coding region runs from base 221 to 2206 and encodes 661 amino acids.
UUGGAAUAAUUUGACCAAGUAAAGUUUUCCUUGUAGCUUUUAAUGGUGUCUAUAGAACAGCACCACAAAACUGGCCUGCCUACUCUUUUAAGAAAUUGUGCGUACGCAAAAACUUACGGAAAUAUUGGAGUUACGCUUACGUAAGUUAGUAAAACGGGGCCCAGAUGGACUGGUUGUAAAAUUACAAUGAGUGAUUUCUCAAACUGCUGACUGUCAUCCAAUGGAUCAAGUCCCGGGCAAGAAACUCCAGGUAGAUGCCUCUGCCCUGGAGGCGACCUACUGCCAACCCUGCUCCCACGAUGGGGAAACCCUCCCAGCCGAGGCCUACUGUACUGUUUGCAAGGAGUUUAUGUGCAUUAACUGCAUAAGUGUCCACAAGAAAAUAAGAAUGACAAAGUCCCAUACACUUCUUGACAAGAGCAGCAUGCCUUCUACUAUGCAAGAUUUUACAACCAAAGAAGAGAGCACAAAACCUUGUGACAUUCACCCUGAAGAAUGUAUCAAAUACUUCUGUCCGACCCAUCAAGCACUUAACUGCGGACAUUGUUCGGUACUUGAUCAUCAAUCUUGUAAACAGCAGAUCAUUUCUGAAAUUGCUAAAGCCUUCAAAGACGGCCAGAGUUAUGAAGGCAUCAAACAGGUUAUUGUCAAACUACUGAAGGACAUUGAUGCCUGUGCAUCUGAUGUUGAAGCGAACACUAAGCUCAUAAAAGACCUUGGAGAACGCGAGAUUGCUAAAAUAAGGAAUUAUCGAGAUCAGAUUAACAAAUACUUUGACGAACGUGAACAAACACUCCUUGAAACCAUUGCCCAGAUGAAAAACAUGGCUGAAAAACUCCUAAACUCACUGAAACCAAAAUGUGACAACCUUAAGACCCAGGUCGAUGAAAUUAAAGCAAAACUAGCGGCGCAAGAGAACAACAAUAGCCUGUUAUUUAUUGAGGCCCAUAUAUCCAAAAGCUUGCUGGAGGGACUGCAAUUAAGUCUUGCUGAGAUUAAGAAGAAGAAUACGAUACAACAGUAUCAGAUUAGGAAAGACCCCGCAACUGAAAGUUUGCUCGGUUCCAGGACAGGCCUAGGCACUUUCGAAGAGAUUGAUACUUCACAAAAGCUAGGUCAGAGAUGUGAGCAUUCGAGGAGGUCCACAUCACAAAGUGAAGGCGAGAAGAUACGUGCAACAUCUGAUCCUGCUUCCAACGUAAAAGCAGUUAGGAACGAGAAUACCACUUCAUCUGAUGCUGCUUCCAACACACAAGCCGUUGUCGACAUCCAGGCUACCCAAACAACCAAGACGUUCUCGGCCAAUACAGUUCCAGAACCACCUUUGAAUCCUAGUGGAACGCAAACAUCUGCAAAACCAAAACAAAAAACACAGAACAAAGUGAGCAAUGACCUGACCAGCCUGAAGUUCACAUCAACCCAUGACAUCCUAGUCGGGUCUUCAUCUGACACUAAGAACUGCUGCCUGAACGGCAUUCUCCUCCUGUCUGGGGACAGGCUGUUACUGAGUGACAAUUCAAAUGGAACAUUGAAAAUCGUAGACCUCAAGACAAGCAGUCUAAUGACCGAGGUCAGUGUACCAGGCAGACCAUGGGGCAUGUGUCACAUCCCUGGGGACAUGGUGGCUGUUAGUGUUUCUCAUAGUAUUCAGUCCUUUGAGACACGGGGGGAACUCAUCCUCGGGAAGAACAUCAAGGUGGAUGAUGAUUGUCGUGGUGUUGGUUACCACAACGGUAGUUUAAUUAUUUCAUUUCACAGCGGGAAGAUUCAGAAGAUUGAUAUGGAAGGGAAAGUAUUGAAAAAAAUGUCAAAUAUGUCGUUUAAAAACCCUUGGUACUUGAAAAUAGUCGGUGACGAUCAGACAGCAGCCAUAUAUGUGUCCGACUUAAGGAAGUUCGAAAUCACUAAGCUGGACAUUAACUUGAACAUUCUCGAAACAUUCAAGCACCCCGCUCUACGUGGACCAACAGCUAUCACUGUAGUGGGAAACCAGCUGAUAAUCUGUGGUUAUGCUAGUGACAAUAUAAUGUGCCUGGACCUGCCCAGUGGCAAGAUGACCCAGCUACUGGGGAAGGAGGAAGGGAUAGCGGCCCCAUCCUGUGUCUGCUACAGUGAGCAGCAGAACAAGAUGUAUGUUGCCCUCUGGACACGUGGGAAUGCCGACAAUUAUGUUAAGGUGUAUGAUACAACAUCAAAAUUGAAGUAGACAUAUUUUCUUUGAAUAAGCAACAGGGUCAAGUUAACAACUAUGCACUUACAUUUCAACAGAACUACAGAAUGUUUGUUCCUUUAUAUACAUAUGUAUGUUUCCUGUGAUUGUUGUGAACAUUAUAAUAGUAUGCUGUUAAGAGAUAUUAUCACUACUUAUACUAUUAUUAUUAUUUAUUAUUAUUAUUUAUUAUUAAACUUAUUUUUAUUAUUAUUAUUAUUAUUAUUAUUAUUAUUAUUAUUAUUAUUAUUAUUAUCAUUUUUAUUAUUAUUAUAGGAAAGAAUCUU